Lactuca sativa (garden lettuce) is the source of this 1203-nucleotide messenger RNA. RefSeq lists its product as uncharacterized. Lineage: Eukaryota; Viridiplantae; Streptophyta; Magnoliopsida; Asterales; Asteraceae. The record is from RefSeq and is a predicted model, not a curated record.
AUGGCUAGCAAUGAAAGCAAAUACAUGCUUGUCCCUCAUAAACAUAAAAUCAAUUUCUACAAAACCACAAAAGUUCGUGUAUCCAAUGAUUUUGUUGAUACAAUAGAUCCUUAUCAUUUUAUCUCUUUCCCAGAUUUGCUAGCCAGGAACUUUGACACUCGUGUUGCAUUUGAUUUUCUAGGUGAAGUUGUGUCAACUGAUCCCAUGCGAGUCAUUGUUGAGUAUGGAAGAGAGAAAAGGUUAAUGAAUUUGGUUGCUCAGGAUUUAAGUGGUACGAGAAUUGCAGUCGCUUUGUGGGGCAGUUUUGCAAUGAAGCUGAAUACUUACAUUUCACAACAUAAUAAUGACACUGCUCCUGUUAUUAUCCUGCUACGUUUGGCCAAACUCAAAAUUUGGGGUGGUCAGCCUCAAGUUGGUAAUUGUUUGUUUGGGUCUAGAUUGCAUAUAAAUGAUGAUAUGCCUCAGAUUUUGGAGUUCAAAUCAAAUCUUAAUGCUUUGGAUACGAAUGAAGUUGGUUUAACCAUUAUCGCUACUAUCAUUGGUUUUGAUAUAGAUGAUGGUUGGUAUUCAUUUUAUUGCCGUGAUUAUUCUAAAAAAGUUACUAAAAAUGAUGAUGUUGAUGCUGGCCCUUUUCACUGUAAUGGUUGUGGAUUUGUCUCGGAUGUAUUUGGAAAGAUUAGGAUAGUAGUUCGUGUGCAAGAUGAAAGUGGCUCUUCUUCGUUUGUAUUGUUUGAGCGUCAUGUAAAAGAUCUUAUUCAUCGUAGGAACCAAUGGUUGAUGGACAAAAUAGCUAAGCAUCAAGGGCGACAACAGAUACCCGAUGAGUUCAAAAUUCUUCUAAAUAAGAAGUUUGUCUUCAAAGUUCAGAAUUCCAUGUUCAAUCUGCAGAACAACUAUCGUGCUUACACUGUGCAUAAGUUAACCGAUGAUGAAAGGGUUCUUGCUGAGGUGACAAAACGGUCACCAAAUCAUCAACAUGAUAAUAUAAAUGAUAAUCGUACUCCUAUUCACAAGCCAAAUAAGGAAAAUACUAAUUCUGUGCAUGAUGACAAUCUUGAUAUUGUUGACCUUGAAGCUGUAACACCAUCAUCGGGUACGGGGAAGCGCCCUAUUGAGAUUGAUGCCAACACUGACUCUUUGGAGUGGUCUUCUUCAAAAACUUGUGCUGUACGGGAUACCUUGAAGAUCCCAAAGUUGGACUAA